AGGGGGUCGGUUCCGCCGUCGCCAUUAUUGGAGGGCACCGACGCCAACGCCGCGGAAAACCAUGUCAACCGUGUUGUGAUCGUGGAUCGUGUUCAUCGCGUGUUCCUGCUCUGUGCCGACGCUGUGCGGCCGGAUUGUUGUGUUUCUGCCGUCCAGCAUCACUGUCUACGGCAGCCCAGCGAAGUGGCAGCAGAGUGACAGCUUUCCUGCGUUCGAUGAACGCCGUGUAGCGAUGCCAAACACUUGCUCUGCAGUCGGCUGCUCAAACCGACGAGAAAAAGAGAAUGGCACGCGGUUUUUUCGCUUCCCAUCGCCCAAGUUUCACAUCCGUCAACGAAAGAUGUGGAUCGCGGCUGUUCGUCGCGUGAACCCCGGCGGCUCGGCCUGGCAGCCGACGAGUAAUGCUCGGAUAUGCAGCAAGCACUUCCACACAGGCAAACCAGCAAAGCUGUCCACGCACCCCGAUCAUGUGCCAUCAAUCUUUUGCGAACGUCCAGCUCGAGAUGGCGUAAUGCAGAGGCACGAGCGGUCUCUCCUCAGAGGAAAGCAGUUUGAGUGCUACAUUGUGGAUAUUCGUUAUUUACAUCAGAAGUCAGAUUAAAGAUGAAUAUGCUUGUUAGAUCAUCAACCAGCUAACUUAGAAACCGCUAUACUUCGUUUCACCCUCCGUCCGACUGCAGCAACGCUACGAGCCAUCCCAGUCAAACCAGGUUUGGGAGGGUAUCAUGUAACUUUUUGGUUGGGAGGAGCUCAAGAUUAUGUGACGCUUUCUCAAUGCUAGAUUGGCUGGGACGGCUCAUAGCAUCUGCUGCACUCGGAUGCAAGGCAAAAUGAAGCAUAUCCCACCUUUGUUUUAGUUAUCAAGUUAAUAAUGUCUUCUACUUUCACUUCGUUCCUGUUCCAAUUUCCUCAUAUCUUUCCUCUGCUAAGAGUAACCAGCCGAGGCAGGCUGCAUCGAUUAACCUUUGUUUUCUCCUCCUGUUCCUAUUUUGUCAUCUCAAUAUUUUGAUUGACUAAUUUUUGUUACUAUAUGCUUUUAUACUUUGCAGAUCUAAAUGCAGCUCCCGUUCAACAACCAGGAGUUGAUGUCAGUCUACCGAAUGAUGAAGCUUGCAGCAGCGAAGACUCGUCGGAGAACGAAGGAGAAUUUGACAUGACAAGUGGCAGCCACGGAACUGUGUCAGCUGAUGACAGCUUAGAUACUGAUCAGCAAGACCUUGUAGAGCAAGGCCCUGCGCAGCAAGAGCCUGCACAGCGAGAGUCUUCACAACAAGAGCCUGUACAGCCAGCAACAAACUGUGGACAUGCUGACAUUCCAGCUCAACUGCAGUCUGGGAGUCAAGAAAACAGUUCGCUCCAGGCCCAGCUCCAGGCAGCUGAACUUGCCCUCUCAAAAGCCAAACAAGAGGCAGACUUUUGGAAGGCCAAGUACGAAAGGAAGAAGGCAGAUGGCCUCAAUGUUGCUAUAAUCGAAGACUCCAACAGCUGCCUGUACUACACCGGCUUGCCAUCACGUGGCGUGUUUUAUGGGCUAUUUAGGUAUUUGGAGAAGGUGAUGGUGAAAACAAAAAAAGGACCUGAACCCGCCCAGACACUCAUUGAAGAGUUUUUCAUGGUACUUGUCCGCCUGAGAACGGGGAUGCCGGUGAGAGAGGUUGCCCGCAACUUUAGUCUGUCAAUCUCACAGUUUAGUAAAAUUUUUUCAAAAUGGAUAUUGUUUCUCCAAAAAGCACUGGCCGAAAUUACCAGGUUUCCCACACUUGCAGAGGUUGCCGAGCACCAACCAAGGUGCUUCAGGGACUUCCCUGACACAAGACUUGUUAUUGACGGCACAGAAAUAAGAAUUCAGACUCCAUCUUCGAUGGAUGCCCAGCGACAGACAUUUUCACCAUAUAAACAUGGGAACACCAUGAAGGUCUUGGUUGGUGCUACGCCUAACGGCUACGUAAGCUUCGUCUCCAAAGCAUGGGGAGGCUCAGUCAGCGACAGGGACAUGGUCCUCGAGUGCGGCCUGUUUGCCUUGCUGGAACCGGGGGACGCAGUAAUGAUGGACAAGGGGUUCAAAGUUUUCGACCUGCUUCCAGCUGGUGUUAAGGCUUACAUGCCUUCCUUCAAUAAGCCUAGUGAGGGGCAGAUGAGCAAAAUGAAUGUCACUAAGACCCGCAAAAUUGCUAGUGCAAGAGUGCACAUAGAACGCGUGAUCCGAAGGAUCAAGGAGUAUCAUAUCCUAGACGAUGGUUAUCCUGUAAACAUGGCAGACAUCGGGGACGCAGUUUUUCAGUCAUGUGCUUUUCUUAGUAACUUUAAGCAUCCUCUUAUUGCAGACUGUGGUGUUGACGACAGCUAUUGAACAUUCAGGUUAUUCCUUCCCCCCCAAAUGUUUCUUGUAAAUGAGCUGCAAAGAUCGGACGCUCUGUGUAUGAGGCCGCAGCUUUUCUCGUACACGGUUUACCAGUCAGAGCUUUUUAAAAUUUAUUUAAACUUGCACUGGAAGUCACAUAAGUAUAUACUUAGUGUCAUGUCAGGGAGCUGUUUGUAAGAGGGGUUUUUGAGAUUUUGAUUCAUCAAUACGCUAUUAUAACUGUAUAUAACUUGUACAGUUAGAGGGUGACCGCUGGUUAUAGAAGAGAGCAAAAACAAAAUGCUCAAUUGCUGACUACUCUUGCGAUGUUAACUAUGCCCGUCUUUAUCUCAAAAACCGAAGUAAAAAAAACGUCCGGAUGCUCGCGCCGCAUUACUAAUUUCCCUCUUUAUAUUAUAUGUGUUAUCUUAUCAAAACAUACUCGUUCCAAACGACAAAAGCAUUGAUUUUCCCCCGACAAGCAAAUCUCGUAAGAACUACUUUGCGCCGCAUCUGAACAAUUCACCAAACUUACUUUUUUCUUGGUGAAAACGGGUAUAGAAACAUUGUAAGCUAUCUAACAUGGCACGCCAAAUACUGGAAGGUAGUCCCUCAUAGAACUAACUAUGGUCUGCAAACAUUAAUCUAUAUUUACUUUACCACAUUUGCUUAACAGCUUCAUUAGUUGCGACAUUCAACUGGACUCUCUCACCAUGGAUGAGCUUCGAAAUUGCUAUGUAUAAUAACUCUGCAGUGUAAAUAGGUUUGUUUGCUGGUGUGUUCUGCCAGAUCUGUUUUUGUUAACAUUGUAUAAAAAUGCAUUGUCUUUUUCGUUUGUUUGGUUAUUUCAUUUUGCGUUGUUUGCCAUGUAGGGGUGCCGAGGGCUCGUCAAGCUGCACAUAAGCAGCUUUUUCCGUCGGCAUCCCCCAUCAUGUGAUGGAAAAUGAAGUUGAUUUGAUU
This is a messenger RNA of Ixodes scapularis (black-legged tick), 3301 nucleotides long. RefSeq lists its product as uncharacterized. The coding region runs from base 1031 to 2350 and encodes 439 amino acids. The record is from RefSeq and is a predicted model, not a curated record. NCBI's taxonomy places the organism in Eukaryota, Metazoa, Arthropoda, Arachnida, Ixodida, Ixodidae. The transcript is spliced from 6 exons.